Molecule: messenger RNA, 612 nt
Organism: Histoplasma mississippiense
Lineage: Eukaryota; Fungi; Ascomycota; Eurotiomycetes; Onygenales; Ajellomycetaceae
Product: iron sulfur cluster assembly protein 1, mitochondrial precursor
Exons: 3
Coding region: 1-612 (203 amino acids)
Biological process (GO): intracellular iron ion homeostasis; iron-sulfur cluster assembly
Cellular component (GO): mitochondrial matrix; cytoplasm
Molecular function (GO): ferrous iron binding; 2 iron, 2 sulfur cluster binding
Source: RefSeq, a predicted model, not a curated record
AUGUUCAGACGAUUGCUCACCCUUGCCCCCCGGGCGUCGCCCUUGUCAUUCAUGCCCCUGACCGUCCGGCCUUCGAUCUCGAGCUCAAGUAGUUAUCAUUUGGCCCCCAUUGUCGUGUCGUCUGUUCGGAGCUAUCAUGAAAAAGUGCUAGAUCAUUAUAGCAAUCCCCGGAAUGUAGGCUCGAUGUCAAAGGGAGAUUUGGAUGUCGGUACGGGGCUUGUUGGUGCGCCAGCCUGUGGAGAUGUCAUGAAAUUGCAGAUUCGUGUCGACAAGGAUAGCAAUACCAUCAGUGAUGUUAAAUUUAAGACUUUUGGAUGCGGCAGUGCCAUCGCCAGCUCCAGCUACCUGACAGAGUUGGUCAGAGGAAUGACAUUGGAGGAAGCUGGAAAGAUCCGAAACACUGAGAUUGCAAAGGAGCUGUGUUUGCCGCCCGUGAAACUCCAUUGUUCCAUGCUUGCUGAAGAUGCAAUUAAAUCCGCUAUUUCAAACUAUUAUACUAAGAAUCCGAAAGCGCGUUCCACCGACUUAUCCGGAACCGCCUCGUCUAUCCCUAACGUUGACGCUCAAACUGAGUCGGCUGAACCGGCAACUACGCAAAAUACAGCCGUCUAA